AUGUACUCAGCAAGCACUCGUUCCACAAGAUCCGCCAGGCGCCUGUCCGCAACGUUGCUGCGUGCAAGCACCCGCGCCACCCGCGCUACUCCGCCUGCCGUUCCGCCUCGCUGCGCGCUGGGCCCUGGCCGUCGCCUCUUAUCCACCUCGCCAUCGCACGCCUCUCGCCUCCCUCCGCUGAUUCACCUUCUACUUCUCUCCAACGCUUCCACCCCUAUCUCCUCUCCGUCUCCCCUUGCCCCUCCCCCUACCCGACCUCCCCCCCCCUUCACACCCCCACUGCUCCCUGCAGCGCGCGCAGGCGCGAGCGGCGGUGUCGACGGAGUCGGAGCAGGCGGCCUCUGCGGGGACGCCAGUGCGGCCGCUGCGAGUGAUGAUCUCGGGCGCGCCCGCGUCGGGCAAGGGCACGCAUACGGGCUGACGCACAUCAGUGCGGGCGAUCUGCUGCGCGCGGAGGUGGCAGCGGGCACGGAGGGCGGGCGGCAGGCCAAGGCGCACAUGGACGCGGGGCGCCUCGUGCCGGAUGACGUGGUCGUCACGAUAGUGAAGAACCGCCUAGCACAGGAGGACGCGCAGAGCAGGGGGUGGCUGCUGGACGGCUAUCCGCGCAGCUUGUCGCAGGCGCACGCGCUGCUGGCCCUCGACAUCUCGCCCGACCCGAACUGGGCGUUAGAGCGACUGCCACCCGCACCCACGGUGACUGCACCUGCUCGUCCCCCCAUCUCCCUCGCCCGCUUCCCGCCUACCUGUGCGCGCUGGUGCCCCAUGACACCCCGCUGGCCACGGUGGAGAGGGGUGACCUGCAUCCACACCCUCACCUUCUUCGCCCUCUCCUCUUCUCUCUCCACCCCUUCCUCUGCUCUGUUCCCUACUUGCAUGUGUCUGUGCGUGCCUGUCUGCGUGCAUGCACGGCACGUGCAGGUGCCGCACGAGAUCCUGGUGGAGCGCGUGGUGGGGCGGCGCCUGGACCCCGCCACCAACCGCAUCUACCACCUCUCCUUCUCGCCGCCCGAAUCCGAGGAGAUCGCCGCCCGCCUCACCCAGCGCAGCGACGACACCGAGGAGAAGGUGAAGGCGCGGCUGGAGACACACAACGCCAAUGUGGCCAGCGUGCUCGACAUGUACGCCGGCAAGCUCGUGCAGGUGAACGGGCAUCGGGGCAAGGAGGAGGUGUUUGGCGACAUUGACUCCAUCCUCACCCGCCUGCAACAAGGCCAGCUCUCCUUUGACUAG
This is a messenger RNA of Closterium sp. Naga37s-1, 1233 nucleotides long. Lineage: Eukaryota; Viridiplantae; Streptophyta; Zygnematophyceae; Desmidiales; Closteriaceae. The record is from the annotation of a GenBank genome assembly.